AUGAGCUUGGCGCUGCUGGUGGCAGCUUUGCAGCCCCAACUGUGUGAUCUGGCGGCCGACUCUGCCGGCCACGGAGUGGUGCAACAGAUUUUCAAGACCUGUGCCGACAAACCGCUUCUGCGCCUGCAGCUGGUGCAAGGGCUGCAGGGAUCGAUCCUGAAGCUUACCAAGGACAAGCACGGCUGCCUGGUCGUGCAGCAAGCCCUGGAGUCUGCUGUCAUGGAGAUGCAAGUUCUCAUUCUACUCGAACUGAAAGGCAAAGUGUUCUACUGCAGCCGCCACAUGCAUGGCAACUUUGUGAUGCAAAAGGUGAUCCAAACUCUGCAGCCAGCCGCGCUGAGUUUUAUGAUCACAGAGUUGAAGGAGAAUGCAGUGGCUGCUGCAUUGCACAUCUACGCGUGCCGGGUUUUGCAGCGUCUGAUUGAGCACUGCGGGCCUGCUACCAAUGGCCUGGUGGAUAUGCUGCUGCAACCAGGUGAACAGCUGCAGCGAUUGGUCAAGGACCCGUACAGCAGCAACGUGAUUAGAUCCCUUGUUGUUUGUGGCACAGUUGAACAAGUCCGCCCUGUCAUGGAGCUGUUCCGCAGCGAUGUGAUGAAGUUCUCCCGCAACCGCCACGCCAGCUUGGCACCUCCUGCACGGUGA
This is a messenger RNA of Effrenium voratum, 645 nucleotides long. Lineage: Eukaryota; Dinophyceae; Suessiales; Symbiodiniaceae. The record is from the annotation of a GenBank genome assembly.